GCAUGUAAACCUUUUUGCUUCUAGGAAAGUACGUUGGCGUAUGGGGAAGGUUGUACACGUUUUCAUGGCGAUGCCCGCGGGAAUCUCUACGCCGCUACAUAUGGACUCACAGGAGCGUCCCUAGGGUGAACGAGGACCUGACCAUACUACUCGCAGUAGUCCAUCUCUAACAAAGCGGCCCGAUACACCUAGGGAGUCUGAAUGUCGGCAGCGGAAACGUCGGAAGAGAGUCGCCAAACAAGUAACGGUAGACGCCGGCCGCAAACACGAAGGCGACGAUCCACCGCCAUCUUCACCUAGCUUCUCAUCCGCAGUCGAACACGACGCACUCACCACGUAGGUGGCAGAGCAGACAGCGGAAGAAUACGAGCUCGAGGCGCUCGAGGCUCAAGCCGAUGUCAAUCGGGAGGUUCUAGAAGAGGAGGAUUGAGCAUACUGGCAGCAAGAGAUGAAUGUGGAGGAAGCACAAGGGCGAGAGCGCCAGAGACGCGAAUAUUUUUGAACUCACGCGUUGAUGAAUAGACGGCAUCCUCCACCGGCCUUCGUGUGAUUAUCCCCCGCCUUUCAUGGCCACAUUGAAAGGCAACCACUGUCCAUGUCUGGCCAACGAACUCGACGUCUCCGACCUUCUUCCCGGCUCUGUCCCCUCCACUCUGACGCCUGACCCUUCCGACCCUACAGAUUCUUGUAGCAGCUCCUCAACCGGUGCAACCUGCUACGCCCGCUGAACGAACCGAUAAGAUCUCAUCGCCACGCCCCAUUGGCAAAUGAUUUGACGAAAUACAACUACCUUGGUGCGAACCAAGCACUGUCUCGCCCGUUGCCACCAGGUUCAUUCCGAUCCGGAGUUUCAUUCGUUCUGACUUUCUCAAUCAAUGACCACCGGUGACACUAGACCGAAUUCGUCGAGACAUUGUGACGCUCUUGGCAAACUGCGGCAAACCUCUCAACCUCGCGAGCCCCGUGUAACCAACGUUCCUAUAUACCUCAAGAAAUCGAUACCAUGUCGACAGCCCCGGCGCCCACCUCUAUCUACCAGGACUGGUAUCAAACCUCAGGCUUUCACCAGGAUACGGCGGUCCAUAACGCUAUCAACGAGGGACGGCAGCGCUUCCCCUACACCGACCCAAAAACACCCAGUAUCAAUACGCGGAUAUCUGGCUGGGUGGUUUCGGCCUUCACAAUACCCAAUGAGAUGAUCGAGAGGCGGCCUACCGAUAGUCGACGGAGACUGAACCAGUCCACCACAUCCGUGCGAACCUAACCCCAAUUUGAAACCUAGGCGCGUCCCUGAGAUAUCGAGAAGCGGAAACAAGCUAUCUCCGUAUGGAGCUCUUGGUGUUCUUCGUCUUUCACUAACAUGGAUAUGGGGCCGAUCGCGCACUGGAGGCUAUGGGAUUACAUAUGCCGUCACGGUUGAAGGACAUUGUUGAUAGGAUCCACAUCUACGCAGAGACAGGUCAACCUUUCGGGAAGGCAUUCGCGGGGACGGUAACGGAAUUCUUUACACUCGUGAUUGUGGACGCCAGCGCGACGCCCAGGACGAACCCUCUUCUCUGGUGGCUGGCCGUAUUCAUUCAAACGGAGGUUCUGGACGAUCGACCCCGAUGGACAUUGGACGGAGUUCAAGACAAUUUUGGUCUUUCCUAGUAAACCGGAGGCUAUCGACAAUUAUGCUCGAGUGUUGACCUUGGAUGACGCCUAUCGUCAUUGGAUGAAUGACCAGCCGCCUCAAGGAGCCGGCCAAUCUUAUAGGACUAAGGUCACCGAACGGUUAGAUGCCGUCUCUCUUGAUUGGGUGGAUCAGGAUCAGGAAUGACCCCCCCCCC
Molecule: messenger RNA, 1829 nt
Organism: Cladophialophora immunda
Lineage: Eukaryota; Fungi; Ascomycota; Eurotiomycetes; Chaetothyriales; Herpotrichiellaceae
Exons: 1
Coding region: 876-1199 (107 amino acids)
Source: RefSeq, a predicted model, not a curated record